AUGGAUAAAGAUGUUUUGAGAUUAGUUCGAUCAUGUCAUGGAUGUCAACUAGUAAGUGCGAUGCCCAACCCAGAACCAUUGCAUCCAACGCAAAUGCCUACGGGUCCUUGGCAGGACUUGGCCAUUGACCUACUGGGACCUCUCCCAUCAAAACACUAUGUGUUUGUUGUGGUAGACUAUUACAGUAGAUUUUAUGAAGUAGAAAUUAUGAAAGAUACUACAACAGCUAAGAUUGUGAAUGCACUGGAGAAUAUGUUCUCUCGUUAUGGGCUACCAAGGUCAAUUACCUCGGACAACGGCCCACAGUUCAGGUCAGAAGUGUUCAAGGAAUACUUAAAUGAAAAUGGUAUUAACCAUAGAUUAGUGACACCUCUGCACCCUGCAGCAAAUGGUGAAGUUGAACGACAAAACAGAUCGCUGAUGAAGCGCAUUAGAAUAGCUCAUGCUCAGUCACAGGACUGGAAAAGGGAAAUCCGGUCAUACAUGUUUGCGUACAGAACAACUCCUCAUAGCACUACAGGUGUGUCCCCAGCUGAGUUAAUGUUUGGGCGAAAACUCAGAACAAAAUUGCCACAAAUAGAGGAGUUAGAGUACAGAAAUGAUGAGGAAGUUCAAGACAGAGAUGCUCUGAUGAAACACAAAAAUAAGUUGUAUGUAGAUAACAAAAGAAGAGCAGAAGAAAGUGAUCUGAAAAAGGGAGAUGCUGUACUGGUGAAGCAAAGUCAACAAAACAAAAUGAGUACACCAUUUCAUGCAGUGCCAUACACAUUAGUGGAGAAACAGGGUAACAGUUGCACUGUUGAAUCUCCAGAGGGAGUGAAAUACAAAAGAAAUAGCACUCAUGUAAAGAAAUACCAGCAAACAGAGUCUGACACUAGUCAGGAGAGUAUCGAAGAUCCAAUACAGAAUGAGGAUAUUAGUGGAGACAUUGUAGACCCACAAGUCUCCAUCUCAAGUCCAAUGCUAGGUUCACCAAGGGCAGUUCGUACAACGAGAAACUGUCUCCCUAAGCGUUUUGAUGAUUUUGUAAUGGAUGUUUAG
Messenger RNA from Asterias rubens (European starfish), 1041 nucleotides. RefSeq lists its product as uncharacterized. Gene Ontology annotation, biological process: DNA integration. The record is from RefSeq and is a predicted model, not a curated record. The coding region runs from base 1 to 1041 and encodes 346 amino acids. Lineage: Eukaryota; Metazoa; Echinodermata; Asteroidea; Forcipulatida; Asteriidae. The transcript has a single exon. Gene Ontology annotation, molecular function: nucleic acid binding.